This is a messenger RNA of Talaromyces atroroseus, 1290 nucleotides long. RefSeq lists its product as hypothetical. Lineage: Eukaryota; Fungi; Ascomycota; Eurotiomycetes; Eurotiales; Trichocomaceae. Gene Ontology annotation, biological process: protein folding. The transcript has 3 exons. The record is from RefSeq and is a predicted model, not a curated record. Gene Ontology annotation, molecular function: Hsp90 protein binding. Bases 1 to 1290 code for a protein of 429 amino acids.
AUGGGUACGAUCGAAGAACUACCCGACGACUACGACGAGUCGCAACCCGCGCAGUCACCGCCAGUACAACAACCACCCUCAAAAGAAACAGAAGCAGGCAUCCCCUCAUCUCUCCUCUCCAACAACACGCCGUUCCCCAUAAAGCCAGACGUAAUACACAAUGACGAUCCUCUGGCACCCGAAUUGCCUCCGGCCAUGGCCUCGAUUCGAUCGUAUACACCGGAUCAGUUGGCGGAUAUGCUGAACAAGACGCCAUUGUUCAUGACGGAUUUGGAGAAUGCGGGCGAUGAGCAAGGUGAAAACGUCAUGCUCGACGCAAUCCGCGCCAUGCAAUACGAAGGAACCCGCGGCGAAGUUGCGCUCAGUUUCCGCGAACAAGGAAACGAAUACGCCAAGGCAAGGAAUUGGGCGGACGCAAAGGAAUUAUAUACGAAAGCCAUUGCUGUGCUGAAUGUCAAGAAGGAGGAUGAUAAAUGGGAGACACCGACUGAUCUGGCGGCGGAGGAGAGGAUGCUAAAAGAGGCCCGCGAGGCUUGUUAUGCGAAUAGGGCUUUGUGUAAUUUGGAGCUGAAAAACUACAGGUCGACGACGCUGGAUUGCGCGCAGGCGCUCAAAGUCAAUCCGAAAAACGUCAAGGCUUACUACCGCUCGUCCAUGGCGUUGCUGGCACUGGACAAAAUCGCCGAAGCUGAGGAUACGGUCUUGCGUGGUCUCGCGGUUGAUUCUUCCAACAAGUCUCUGCAACAAGUAUCGGAGAAGAUCGCAGCGCGCAAACUCGUUCUCGAGAAAAUAGCGGCCAAACGACGCGCCGAAGAAGAACGGAUGCGCAAGGAGAAACAGCUCCUAGCCACGGCACUACAAGCGCGUCAGAUCCGCGUGCGCAAAACCGAGGAAAAGCCAGACAUGGAAGACGCAAAGGUGCAUUUAACGCCGGAUCCGCUCUCGCCGGAGAGCACGCUGGCUUUCCCCGUUAUGUUCUUGUAUCCCAUGGACGCGCAGACGGAUUUUGUCAAGGCGUUUUCGGAGACGGAUUGCAUUGUGGAUCAUUUGGAGUACCUGUUCCCAUUGCCGUGGGAUUCGAAGCGCGAGUAUCAGGUGCAUUCGGUCGAUUGCUUUAUGGAGACGGUGACUGGUGGCUUGAUCAAAGCUGGCAAGAAGUUGCCGCUGCUGCAGGUCUUGUCUGGUGGGAAGGUCGAGGUUGUGGAUGAGUUGGUUAGGGUCAUGGUGGUGCCGAGCCAGAAGUCCAAGGCCUUCAUCGAGCAGUUUAAAGUGAGGAAGAACAAGUCUUGA